Messenger RNA from Porites evermanni, 5516 nucleotides. The record is from the annotation of a GenBank genome assembly. Lineage: Eukaryota; Metazoa; Cnidaria; Anthozoa; Scleractinia; Poritidae.
AGAGAAUAAAAAAAUCCGUGUUAGACUCCAGCUGGUAUCAGAAAUAUGAAUGAGACUAAAAAUUGCAAUGGACCCAGAGAAUGACCUACUGGAGCCUCCUGCUGAUAAAACCGGUCCAUUUGGUGACCUAGACAGUGAUUAUGAUGAUGACGAUAGACGAGAGUUGAUAAGCCAUUAUGCCAAUGAAAAAUAUCUCAGUAAAUGGGAAGAGGUUGAUGAUGAGGAGUCACAACAAGAGCCAUCAAGCACUUUACAUGUUCAUAUACCAAAUAGCUCUAAUAAUGAUUCACAGUAAGUAAUACUUUUUAGAACUGAACAUUGUUGUUAUGCUUAAUUGCUACUGCUAGGAUCACAUUAGAUUAUCGAAACACUUGACGUACCUGUAGCCGUGCAGGUUCAGUUGGGUUCGGCCCUGUGUACAGCUUAAGCUUGCAGUUGCUGAGCUUCAUUAUGUGGGAAAGGAUUGCACUUUUAGAGUCAAACCUCCUUUGUUUUAAAUCAAAAGGUUCAAUUUGUCUAAUGUUAGCCUCCUUGACCGACACAAUGUACACCAAAGUCAAAAAAAGUCAAAAGUUCAUGUGUAAAAUAUGAAACUAUCAGUGUCUGUUGGCCUCAGACAUUAAUUUGGGCCAAUGUGUCGGUGAAUUUUUCUCAAUUUUUGGGAACAUUUCUAACUCAGAAACAGCUUAUGUACACUUUCUUUUAAAUGCUGUGAUAUAUUAAGUGCAAAACGUCUUCUCAAGGUUUAAAAACGCCUCUGAUAAAUAUUUUGUGGAUCAAACACAAAUCAGGCCAGGUGUCUCAAGCUGUCAAAAAGUCACACACUUUGCAUGCAAACAUAAUUAUGUUUAAAACCCUUCAAUCUUCAGUUAUUACUUGGUGGUAAAACAUGCCAUGUUGCUGUCUCUUAGAGCAUGUUUUUCCAUCACCUGUCUACGUGUAGAUUUAAACAAUGACAAUUUGAGUCAUUGGUUAAUAUCUCUCUGUGGCAAUCUGAUAUUCUAUUAUACUGGUACAGUGUUCUCCUUAUUAAGCCAUAACUGGUAAAAUUUACCAUCUGAAGUAACACUUCUUACCGCCUGUAACGGCUUGAAGGUUUACUAAAAUUAAAUAAGUUGUUAUAAAAAAUAGGCAAGUUGUGAUCUCAAGUUGUGAUCUGAUCCGGUCAAGGUAUAAAUGAGUGAAUGUAUGGAAGUGUACUAAAGUAUACACAGCUUUUCUGUUUAUGGGCCACGCAUUUUGGAAAGAGAGCAUUGCAAACAGAGUAAAAGUAUUGGAAUCAAACGUUUUAAAUUGUUGUCUAAAGACAACAACGGCUGAUUUACGUAAAAAAAAAGGUUUUAAAAUGAGGGAAUGACAUUUCAGAGAACUUGGCUCCUAAAUUUCACAGCAAGGCUGUAGCCAUGUCAAUCACCCCAAGUGCUAACCCACUCGCCUUACUAGUCAUGAAUGAUCCCUUACCUGCUGAGCUAAAAUUUAGGCAGAACACUGCUGGUCUGAAGCCCAAUUAAUUUAUAAUAUACACUGUAUUGAUCGUUUUCACAUUACGUCAUGGCGGCCAUAUAUGUGUACAAAACAAUGAAUCGGUGGCCAUGUUUGUGUACAAAAAAAAUGCUCUGGGAAUUGGACUCUUUUCACAUGUUAAAACUUUCUUUUAUUCCAAGCAAUUUGCAAAGCUGCUGACCACGUUAUUGAAACGAUCUAUAUUCUGUGUUUCAGAAAAAAUCAGACAGGGGACAGUAAACUUGGAAAAGAUCAUCUAGUUGCCAUGCCCUUUGACUAUGACAAUAUGUCACUUAUGUCAUACAACAGCAUCAGGGACUGCACCCCAUCAGCUACCCCAAAGACUACUCCUACAGGACAGUGUUACCCUGGCCAACUCCCUCAGUCUACUUAUGAAAAUUUACAGGUACACGUGCUGGGUGUAACAUUUGUUCUCCUAUGCAGGGUGCAAAGAAAGUCAGAUGAGUGGGACUUACUUGUGUUAGGUUUUAAGUUCAUCAUCAAUUUGAUUUAUGGUGUAAAAGUAAUUAUGCCACUCUUUUAGCACCAAAAUGAUCACAGUGAGACGGCAGAUGUUGGUCCCCUAAACUUUUAUGUUAAAAAAGAAUAGCAAAUUAAUACAUAGAUAAAUACAAGUACAUUUACUAUCUCACUAUACUAUUGCUUGAGCUGAAAUUGAACCAGGGGAAAAUAUUUAACUAUUAGUAGUUUGCAUUCCAGAUUAUUAAUAUAAAACUUUACUAUGGAGAGCUUGUCUGUUUGUUACAUAAACUUGUACCCCAGGCAUGUUUAAAAAAAUGUUGUCUGAUGACCCUCGUAGUUGGUUUACUACUUCUGAUUACUACCAUUACUGUCAUUGCUUUAUUCAGUCUCCUCUUUUUUUUUCGUGUUAGAGACCUUUAGAUUCAAGGAUGAGGAAACUUCUCCCAUUUGCAAAAUGAUUGAUAACCUCACUAAAACCGGGUGUUUCUUGAUGUUGUGGAAAGUAUUGUUGAUAACUUAUCACCUGGCUUAUGGUGUUGUAGUGUGCGAAUUAUCCAGUGCCUUUUCAAUCGUUUGUAUUACGUCAUUUGGUGAUGUCACCCUUCCACAACCCCAAGAAACCACCCUAAAACCCGUAGUAGAAUGACGAUAGUUACCACUUUUUCCCGUCAAAAUAACGCUGGUUCACGCGCGCAUUACUUAGUAUUGAGAACUUCUCGUCCUCGUAGCCAUCCUCGUCUUAGAAUCCAGAGGUGUCUAUUGCCACUUCUGCUGCUCUGUGACUACCAUGAUCAUCACCACUCCUACUAAUGUUGUCACUGCAUACUACCACUGCCACUGCCACUGCGAUCACUACUAGUACCAAGUUUUCUAUGGCUACCAUCACCUUCUGAUGACUGUAACCGCUGCACUCGUCACUGCUUUUAUUACUCCCUGUCGUCAACUGCAAUGCUGCUGUCAUUACUGCUGCUUUCACAUCUGGGGUACUGCUGUUUCUGCCACUUCUACUGCUGCUGCUGUUGCACUGCCACUGCUCCUUAGCGUAACUUAAUUUAGCACCUGUCGCCAAUUUUCGGCAGGGUAACUGCAACAACGUGAAGCCAUUUAUUACUUAGUUCUUGCCUGGUCUACUACCAGUGAUUCACAAAUUUUGGGCCAUUAAUUUUAGCUUUGGAAAGGCUAUGGAGGCAACAUAUACUUCGAUGCUGUCAGAUGCAAGUCAAUGAGAAUCAACAGCGCAAAAUCAGCAACUACCAGGAAAGAAGACCGUGCAAAGAGAUGGAAAUCCAAGUCGUGUUCUCCUUUAAAGAGGAAAGACGAGCGACAAGCUCACACGACUUGUAUUCCCAACACUCAUGAGGAAGUCCCUCUUACGUCAGUCCACAAUUUGGGUAGUCUGCGGGUGAGGUCAUGCAAAGAGAAAAAAUGCAAAGUGAUUAACUGCAGGCAUAAGGACACAAUAAGACCUUUUGCGGGAAAGAUCGCGAAGGGUUUCAGUGAGAAAAUUGUGAAAGAAACAAUUCAAAAAGUUCAGGAGGACUACGGUAACAGUUUGCCCAAGGAACAGUCUUUGGCUGUUUCUGGAGGCCAAGUUAGAGACCCAGUUGUAGAUCCCAUUGAGAAAGUGCAACAGUUUAACACGCAGCACGGAUUUCCUGCACUGCUCGCGGACAGCUCUUUUUUCUCGCAUCAUGGUGAGACCAAAAGUUCACGUGUUGCUUCAGGUGACAUUGACCCCUUUAUAAAACUUCCACUCCUUGGGAAGAAUGGUUGGAAGCAUAGACUGAAUGAGGUUGGUUCUGGAGUGUCAGAUGAAGGGAAUAAGUCUGUCAAUGAACCCAAACCGGUGUUCAUUAUUCCUUUUGGUGCAUUUGAUGAUCCAGUAGAUGCCGACUCAGAUUUGAAACGCAAAAUGGACACAAGAGAGAAAGCGUCCAGUAAAACAACUGCAGAUGGAACAGAUAUAUCAUUGGGCAAUACAACAGACGUAGGCAAUCACUCAGAAAGGCUUGAUAGCAACUUAAACAUUUCGAGUGGUAACAACAAUAACUUUGCUGAAACUGCUACCUUUAGAGGCGGGGAAGGUAGUGAUGGUGUAAAACGUGAAGUCCCUUCUUCCGUUUCAGCAGUCCAUGAUGAGAAAUCGCCGAGAAAAGGAAUACCUGACUUUCACUUAAAGAGAGAAAUAAGUAAUCUUUCACUGAGUAAUUAUCUAAGGGCAGUCCCCACACCAAGAUCUCAGAAGCAUAUCAGACUGACCUCUACUCAAUCAACUCUGGUGCCAAAGAUGAGUUAUACGAAAAGGUCUCGUGCACUGCCUACAUUUUACAUGGUGAAUAGCCCGCUACAUCAUGUUCAUCACUCGGAGGUAAAUCAGAGGAUGAUCGGCUCGCAAGUUUAUGGAGGGUAUUAUCCAAGCACUGGGAGGAGGGAGCCCGCAAUAUUUUACGCAGAAAUAAGCACGUGUAAGGAAGGAAACUCGCUAGUUAGCAGUAGUAGUGCACAGAACACCAACCGAAGGACUAAGAGCUCAGAUAGUCAUAGAACCAGUGUAAACUCACCAAGGCUUCCAAAGCACACCCCUCUAAAGGCUAGUUAUGUUUCAAGAAACUCAUUCUCGCGUCAGAAUUCUGAACGGUCACCAAGAGGCGAUGGAAGACUAAGUAGGUCUGAAAAUAAUUUGCUUCCAGUGACAGGCCAGCAAAUUUCUAGGGUUAGUGGGGUUCAUGAUAGAUAAUAUCAAAUUUAAAUAGCCUGUCACUUGUUCCUUCUAAGUCUGUUAAGUAAGUGUUAGAAAUAGUAAUAAGCAAAGGUUUGUUGCGGGCGACAACGAUCGAAGUUCAAAACGCUUUUGCCCCAGCGCUGUGCUUUGCCGAAGUUUCGCGUGACAUGUAGUCAAAACACGCGUGAUCAGAUUACGAGUGACAGAAGGUUCAAACGCGUGUGAUCAAAUUGCGUUAUGUACAUUCCAUACAUUCUUAGUGGAAGUCCAAAUGAAUGCUGGCUACUCGUAUAAACAUAAAAACUUUCUUUAAUUUUCCAGACAUGUUUCGACGGUACAUCCGUCAUCUUCAGUGUUACAUAUCAUAGUUUUCAAAAUAUGCAACACUGAAGAUGACGGAUGUACCGUCGAAACAUGUCUGGAAAAUUAAAGAAAGUUGUUAUAUUUAUACGACUAUCUAUAUUGUUGCUGCUAUCUAGACCUAAUGCUGACUACAUACAUGCGACGCAUGCGUAAUAACAACCUGGAGAUGGAUUGCGGGCUCCUCUUGUAAGCGAACCUCAGGGAUGGAAAUGGCAGAUAUCCACAUUGAGACCAGAGAGCUGCUCGCAUGGUGCUUUGAAAUACGUAUUCAAGUAAUGCAAAAUUUAACUACGCCGUGAUUUACAGACAUUUAGGUUUAAGGCUUGUACUCUUACUAGCGCGGAGAGGCAAUUGUUUCACUCUUCAAUGGAAAUGCAGACGUUUAUGAAAACAAUAAUUAUUUUGAUACAUUUCAUUGGACAGACAUAUAGACAACAGAAACUAA